Nannospalax galili (Upper Galilee mountains blind mole rat) is the source of this 1478-nucleotide messenger RNA. RefSeq names its product calbindin 2 (gene Calb2). Gene Ontology annotation, cellular component: nucleus; cytosol; dendrite. Gene Ontology annotation, molecular function: calcium ion binding. The transcript has 11 exons. The record is from RefSeq and is a predicted model, not a curated record. Bases 83 to 898 code for a protein of 271 amino acids. Gene Ontology annotation, biological process: regulation of presynaptic cytosolic calcium ion concentration; regulation of long-term synaptic potentiation. NCBI's taxonomy places the organism in Eukaryota, Metazoa, Chordata, Mammalia, Rodentia, Spalacidae.
GCGCAGCCCCAGCGCGAGUGCCACUGCCGAGCGGCACCGAGUGACAGUGUCGUGCUGCCUGAGGUCUCCGGAGCGGCUCGCCAUGGCUGGCCCGCAGCAGCAGCCCCCUUACCUGCACCUGGCCGAGCUGACGGCGUCCCAGUUUCUGGAAAUCUGGAAGCACUUUGAUGCAGACGGAAAUGGAUACAUUGAAGGUAAAGAGCUAGAAAACUUUUUCCAAGAGCUGGAGAAGGCAAGAAAAGGCUCUGGCAUGAUGUCAAAGAGUGACAAUUUUGGAGAGAAGAUGAAGGAGUUCAUGCAGAAGUAUGACAAGAACUCAGAUGGGAAAAUCGAGAUGGCAGAACUGGCGCAGAUCCUGCCGACAGAAGAGAACUUCCUCCUGUGCUUCCGGCAGCACGUGGGCUCCAGUGCUGAGUUUAUGGAGGCUUGGCGGAAGUAUGACACGGACAGAAGCGGUUACAUUGAAGCCAAUGAACUCAAGGGGUUCCUGUCCGACCUGCUGAAGAAGGCUAACCGUCCCUAUGAUGAGCCGAAGCUCCAGGAAUACACCCAAACCAUCCUACGGAUGUUUGACUUGAAUGGGGAUGGUAAAUUGGGCCUCUCCGAGAUGUCUCGACUCCUGCCAGUACAAGAAAACUUCCUACUGAAAUUUCAGGGCAUGAAGCUGACCUCAGAAGAGUUCAAUGCCAUCUUCACAUUUUAUGACAAGGAUGGAAGCGGAUACAUUGAUGAGAACGAGCUGGAUGCACUUCUGAAAGAUCUGUAUGAGAAGAACAAGAAGGAGAUGAACAUCCAGCAGCUCACCAACUACAGGAAGAGCGUCAUGUCCUUGGCAGAAGCAGGGAAACUCUACCGAAAGGACCUGGAGAUUGUGCUCUGCAGUGAGCCCCCCAUGUAAAGGAGCAAGGGAUGGGGGCUGCUUCUCCACCUCCCCCAAGUGCUGCCCAGUUGUCCUGAUACUCCCACACUCCUCCCUAGACCUAAAGAGCAAGCCCUCCCCUCCCCACCCCUGCAACCUGCACACACCAGCCUGCAGAGCAGGAAAGGAGAAAUGGAGGGUGGCUGGCUGAUGGCAUUUCUUGAGGUGGUGCAAACCCAACCCCAACCAGACAUUCAGCUGUCUGGUGGGUCACCAAUGCAUGGAUGGUGGGCGGGGGCACAGGUGGAGCUUCCCUAGUCUCUUCCCAGUGAUGCAUGAGCUUCUCUGCUGUAUGAUUUAGGCUUCUGUGUCCAACAGAGUGGACUCCUCCCUCUUGCUGCCCUCUACCCCCCCAGGCCAUCACCCACCCUAAACUUCCAGGUUCCAUCCACCACUUUGCUCAUGGUGUAGCUGUCUUCUCCGAGCUCCUGUUGUGGAGGGUGACUGCCCUCUCCUUGCCUUCUUGGAUUGUGUGUUCCUUUUCUCUUUGGGUUUCUUGUCUUCUUGUUUACCAAAGAAGAGUUUACAGACAAUAAAGUGGAAAUGUUCUACCGUGGAA